Messenger RNA from Dermacentor silvarum, 871 nucleotides. Its product is annotated as papilin-like. Lineage: Eukaryota; Metazoa; Arthropoda; Arachnida; Ixodida; Ixodidae. Gene Ontology annotation, molecular function: serine-type endopeptidase inhibitor activity. The record is from RefSeq and is a predicted model, not a curated record. Bases 62 to 778 code for a protein of 238 amino acids. The transcript has 6 exons.
CCCUUGGCCGUAAGGAGAUAUUGCUGCUUAGGAAACAGGUACUUCAGACGACUUCGUGGCAAUGAAGAUUCCCGUGUUUACUUUCCUCACAUGCUACACCGUUUGCUUCAUACCGAGGGAUGGUGAUGCGUUGUCAUCACACCAACGCUGCUCAUCGAUGCCGGGUGAAGAUGACGACUGCGAGAGUGAUACUAAUAAGUGGUUUUAUAACAAACAACAAGGAGCAUGUGAAAAUUUCAAGUACGGAGAUUGUCCACGAAAUCAAAACAUAUUUGACAGCGAGAAAGAAUGCACAGAGACUUGCAAGGACGUAGGGAAAGGCGGUCAGAAGACAAGUGGCGGCGGGUUCAGUGCCCCAGGGUCCGGUCGCCAUAAGAGACCAGCGAAGCCAAAAGGAUCCGAAGAAGAGGAGACGGGCAUCGGCAGCGAGCCUGCGGAUAAACCAAAGGGCGGUGGCGGUGCGAAGGGGGGCCCCAAGACCAAACCAUUGCCACCCUCAAGACCAAUGAGACCCCCCCGUGUAAGACCAACUCUGCCACCCCCAGGCAAACCUGAUAUCAAGGGAACCUGUUGGUCGAGACCACGAAGGGGGAAAUGUGAAGGUGAUACUGAGAAAUGGUGGUUUGACGGAACGUUCAGAAUGUGCGACCGAGUCAAACAAUGGGAAUGCUCAAACCACGGAUCAUUCUUCGAGAGCUGCACUGACUGCAUGAACAAAUGCAAUCGUCGAAAUGUGAGCCGCUGCACAUACUGGGAGGCAAAGUAUAAAACAAGAUAACAACAGACCUGGGUGCGGUGUUCACUUCGGAUGUGCACUGCUAUACGAGUAGACUGUAAACGAUCCGAAUAAAGUUCUUUUAAUGAGCGAAAU